Molecule: messenger RNA, 2254 nt
Organism: Emericellopsis atlantica
Lineage: Eukaryota; Fungi; Ascomycota; Sordariomycetes; Hypocreales; Bionectriaceae
Product: FACT complex subunit POB3
Exons: 3
Coding region: 271-1992 (573 amino acids)
Cellular component (GO): nucleus; FACT complex
Molecular function (GO): nucleosome binding; histone binding; DNA binding
Source: RefSeq, a predicted model, not a curated record
CCUGCGGGCUGUUGUACAGUGCCAGGCACCGACGCGUCUCCAGGCUUGAGGGACCUGCAGCAGCGCGAUCGAGCAACCUCUAGUCAGUCACUCCAGUCACGCCUCUUGUUAAUUUUCGAGCUGUGCAAUCCGACCGGCCAGCCCUUUGCGCAUCGUCAUCAACCGCACCGACCUAGAUUGCCGUCCUUCUCUGCGGCUACGAGGUCUUGCGCAUUUCGGGACCAAUCGACUUUUCAUUCACCCCAUUUCCUCCAUCCAUCAGUCGUCAGGAUGGCUUCCAUCGAGAGCUUCGACAACAUCUACCUCGACCUCUCCAAGGAGAGCGGCAAGUGUCGAUUUGCCGAGACCGGAUUUGGCUGGAAGCCCGCGAGCGGCGGCGACACCUUCACCCUCGACCAGAGCAACAUUGGCGGCGGCCACUGGAGUCGCGCCUCCAAAGGCUACGAGGUGCGCAUCCUCCAGCGGAACUCGUCCACCAUCAUCCAGCUCGAUGGCUUCGCCCAGGAGGACUAUGAGCGCCUCGCCAAGAUCUUCAAGAACUGGUACAGCGCGCCGCUCGAGAACAAGGAGCAUGCCCUGCGCGGCUGGAACUGGGGCAAGGCCGAGUUCUCAAAGGCCGAGCUCAUCUUCAACGUCCAGAACCGCCCCGCCUUCGAGGUCCCCUACACCGAGAUCGGAAACACCAACCUGGCGGGCCGCAAUGAGGUCGCCGUCGAGAUGACCCUGCCCCUCAAGCCCGAGGACACGGGCACCAACGGCGCCCUGGGCGGCGCCCGCGGCAAGGGCAAGAAGGCCGGCGCCGGCAGGGACCAGCUCGUCGAGAUGCGCUUCUACAUCCCCGGCAUGACCACCAAGAAGGAGACCGAGGGCGACGACGCCGCCAGCGACGCCGACGAGGCCGAGAAGAGCGCCGCCACCCUCUUCUACGACACCCUCAUGGAGAAGGCCGACAUUGGCGACACGGCCGGCGACGCCAUCGCCACCUUCCUCGACGUCCUCCACCUCACCCCCCGCGGCCGCUUCGACAUUGACAUGUACGAGUCGUCCUUCCGCCUGCGCGGCAAGACCUACGACUACAAGAUCCAGUACGAGGCCAUCAAGAAGUUCAUGGUCCUCCCCAAGCCCGACGAGAUGCACUGCAUGCUCUGCAUCGGCCUCGACCCGCCCCUGCGCCAGGGCCAGACCCGCUACCCCUUUGUCGUCAUGCAGUUCAAGAAGGACGAGGAGGUCACCAUUGACCUCAACCUCGAGGACGAGGAGCUCGAGGGCAAGUACAAGGACAAGCUCGUCUCGCACUACGAGGAGCCCCUGCACCACGUCAUGGCCAAGAUCUUCAGGGGCCUCGCCAACAAGAAGAUCUCCUCCCCGGCCAAGGACUUUAUCACCCACCGCAACCAGUACGGCAUCAAGUGCUCCAUCAAGGCCUCCGAGGGCUUCCUCUACUGCCUCGAAAAGGCCUUCAUGUUCGUGCCCAAGCCCGCCACGUACAUUGCCUACGAGCAGACCGCCUCCAUCACCUUCUCCCGCGUGUCGGGCGCCGUCUCGGCCCUGUCCACCUUUGACAUCACCGUCAAGCUCAAAAACGGCGCCGGCUCCUCGCAGUUCAGCAACAUCAACCGCGAGGACCUCAAGGCCCUCGAGGCCUUCUUCAAGCUCAAGGGCAUCCGCGUCAAGAACGAGAUUGACGAGGAGUCCAACAUGCUCGCCGCCGCCAUGCGGGAGCAGGCCAUGGACGAGUCCGACGACGAGAUUGUGGCCGCCAAGGCGGACCGCGGCUCCGCCGACGAGGACGAGGAGAGCGUCGACGAGGACUUUCAGGCCGACAGCGACAGCGACGUGGCCGAGGAGUACGACAGUGCCCACGAUAGUAGCUCUGGGGACUCGGCGAGCGGCAGCGACCAGGGCGAGAGCGACGUCGACGGUGACGAGAUGGACGUCGAUGACGGCGAGGAGGAAGAGGAGCGACCAAAGAAGAAGUCGAAAACCGGUUAAGAUGCUUAUCAAGGGCUGCUGGGGAUGGGAGGAGGGGGAGGUACCUAACUCACUGCUGAUUAAGAGACACGGCGUUCCGGAGGCUAACUAGUCGGGCGGGCAUCAUUGAAUACUUUGGCAUUGGCCACAUCAUACCUUUUUUUUUUUUUAACAACCCUUGAGAACCUUUUUUCAUAAAUGCUCCAAGUGUCGAGCAUCUUGUCCUGUUCAGGAGAAUGGAAAACCCAGAGAAGAGGCAUUGCACGUUGAUACCAGACCACCA